Molecule: messenger RNA, 3407 nt
Organism: Pecten maximus
Lineage: Eukaryota; Metazoa; Mollusca; Bivalvia; Pectinida; Pectinidae
Product: zinc finger protein 474-like
Exons: 6
Coding region: 87-2195 (702 amino acids)
Source: RefSeq, a predicted model, not a curated record
ACGAGAUUUCAGAAAUAUUGUUUAAAAAUGGCGGCAAAGGUUGGCAUUGUAACUAGGGAAAGUUGUUUACAUCGCCUGUUUUAAAUAUGCCAGGUGUUGUGAAGAAGACUGUGGUCUGCUACAUUUGUGGUAGAGAGUUUGGGUCUUCUUCGGUUUCCAUUCAUGAACCUCAAUGCUUGAAGAAAUGGCAUGCCGAUAACAACAAAUUGCCUAAAAGCCAGAGGAGAAAACCACCAGUUAAACCAGAGUUUUUACCAUCCAUUGGAAGUGAUGCGAAUGACAGGGAGCGUUUCAAUGAAGCAGCCUGGCAGAGUGCACAAUCACAGUUGCUGCCAUGUGAAAACUGCGGCCGAACCUUUGCUCCAGACAGACUGCCAAUCCACCAAAAGGGAUGCAAAACAGAUAACCCAAUGCAGUUGAAAGUUAAACCAGGUGGCUCAGGAUCUAACAAGAAUGGUUCUAAUUCAGAUGACCUGAUUCGCCCCAAAACUGUCAAACUCUCUGCCCCAAAAGUCUUGCAUAAAACAAAUGCUGUAGAUCUGGAGAAACAGUCGACAAGAGACAACACUGUUCCUCAGCAGAGGAGAAGCACCAGUCCACCAUCUUCUGAAGACACUGGUACUCCAACACCCGCAGGUCCUGGCCUACAACGCGAGGGAACGUACACGUCACCAAAUCAGAAACCUCCAAAGACCAAGGCUUCUCCUCCAGCUCCCGGCUUUGUUUUAUGCUAUAUCUGUGGAAGGAAAUUUGGAUCAAAGUCUGUUGCAAUCCAUGAACCUCAGUGCCUUGAAAAAUGGAAGAUAGAGAAUGAUCAACUGCCAAAAUCCCAACGUCGUAAACCACCGAAAAAACCAGAGAUUUUAGCUGGAGCUGGAGGUAGCUAUGACGCCGAAGCUAUGAAUGAAGCUGCCUGGCAGAGUGCUCAGAGCCAACUUAUUCCUUGUGACCGAUGCGGCCGCACUUUUGCCCCAGACCGUCUCACAGUUCACCAGAGAGCCUGUAAAGCACCACCAGGAGCCGCAAAACAGUCAGCAUCUUCUGGGGGAGGAAGUAGUGGAUCAUCCACUGGGAGCUCUGGUGGACAAAAGUCACCAACUAAACCCAAAGGUGGGCCAGCUGGUCCUCACUUCGUAUUGUGUUACAUAUGUAGUGGAAAGUUUGGAACAAAAUCCAUAGAUAUCCACGAGCCUCAAUGCCUUAGAAAGUGGAAAAUUGAAAAUGACCAAUUACCAAAAGAACAGAGACGUCCAGUCCCAAAGAAGCCCGAAGUGUUGAAAACUGCUGGGGGAAGCUAUGAUUAUGAGGCCAUGAAUAAUGCAGCCUGGGACAGUGCACAGUCCCAACUGAUACCUUGUGGAAACUGUGGACGAACAUUUGCACCAGACCGUCUUUCUGUUCACCAACGAAGUUGUAAGCCCAAGGGUGGGGCAGCAAGGACGGAUGCCUCUCCUACCUCUGCACCCCUUAGCCAGACCUCCGGUGGGAUGAUGGGCGGAAACCCUGGGGGAUCUUCACCCCCUAAAGGAGGACCGAGAACUGUGGUUUGUUACAUCUGUGGGAGAGAGUUUGGAACCAAGUCUCUACCAAUCCAUGAGCCUCAGUGUUUGGAGAAAUGGAAGACAGAAAACAACAAACUUCCAAAGGAACGAAGACGUCCGAUUCCCAAGAAACCAACAAGUGAGGAUGGAGCCCCACUGACAAAAGAGCAGAUGAAUGAUGCAGCAUGGGAAAAUGCCAAAGCUCAGUUGAUUCCAUGUGAAAAUUGUGGACGCCGAUUUGCCACAGACAGAUUGGAUGUUCAUCAGAGAUCGUGUAAACCUAAGGAUGGGAGUCCACCUAAACCAAUGAAACAGGCUGCACCUCCUCGUAAACCUAACUUCAUGGUGUGUUAUAUCUGUGGCCGUGACUUUGGUAGUAAGUCCAUCUCUAUACACGAACCCCAGUGUCUACAGAAAUGGUCUAUUGAGAAUAGCAAGCUGCCUAGACACCAACAGAGACCAUUACCCAAGAAACCAGAAGUACAAAAUGUUUCAGGUACUGGAUCAUAUAACAUUGAAGAUUUUAACCAAGCUGCGUGGGAGAGUGCUCAGGCUCAGCUUGUCCCCUGUGAUAACUGUGGACGUACGUUCAUGCCAGAUCGCCUCACUGUCCAUCAGAGAAGCUGUAAGCCCAAGCCACCGAAGGAUGACUGAAGUAACAGAGAAUUUGAUUUGAGGAAGAGGCAUAAAGGGUCUGAAUAACAGAUUUUGCAUAAAUGAUUGGAUAAGAUUUUUGAAUUUCAAAUAACCUGAUGGGUACUAUAAUUUAACAUGACUGUAGCUGCUGUUGGCAUUGAAGAAACAGAUAUCAUGUAGUUAAUGUAAUGUAAUAAAAUAGAUGUACGAUGUUACGUAACUACAUGAGCAUUGUAACAAUUGUUGAGGAUUGACAAAUGUAACUUUACUGAUAUAAUUAAUCAAUGUUACAGAAAUAUUUCCAGAAUAUGAAAAAGGGCAUUAAAAAUGGACAAGUGACAUCAAGUUUUUACUAUGUUUACAUAGUACAAUGUUAAUAAAUCUAUGAUGAAAUAAAUAUAAAUUCCUUUUUCAACUGAUUGUUUAAAAAUUUUGUUGACGGAUAGAAAUUUGUAUAUUUGUAAAACUUAGGAAGAUGAUCUGCAAUUUAGAAAUCUCUGAAAAUGUAUACAUAUCAGUUAAUUGUAAAUAUAAGUAAUCCACAAUGUACAUAUACGUACAGCUGUAAGUUACACGAGACUGCAGUCUGAUUGAUGUCUAGUGUUACAAUAAUUAGCUACCUAUUGUGAUAAUUCUCUCAGUCUUAAACUGUACAUCGUAGUUAAUUUUUAACAGGAAUCUUUAUAUUUAUUGGUUAAGAAAAGUUAUAUUUCUAUUGUUCACGCUCGUCUAUAUAUCGCCAACAUUACAACUAUGCAAUCACGCAGUAAUUAAUUAUAAUUAUCAAUAAGUUGUACAGUGUAUUUUUAAAAAUUGAAUGAAAUAUACACAAACCUGAGAUUUACUUUUCAGAAUACAAAAGAAAUUUACAUAGAAAACAUCAGCCAAUUUAAUGAUACAAAUGUACCAUCAUUUCUACAUGAAAUCAUACCGUCACUUCUUAAACUAGAUGUACUACACUUUGUACACUGGCCACCAACCCCGAAGUGUUUUGUGAGGAAUUGCUCAGCUAAAUUCUAAUACUAGAUUAUCUCCCCCUAGAUUGAAACUUUGCAUCACAAAAUCAGAAAAGCAUCACAAAAUCAGAAAUUAGAGAUUAAAAUCAGAAAAAUAAAGUAUAUUUUAUGAUUUCAAUAUUCUAGAAUAUAAAGGGGCCAGUCUACAGUAUGUUUGGUGUGUCCAUCCUUUGGUAUGUAGAGUACAAUGUGCUGCCAUGGUCUCAGUUCUAAG